AUGGAAUCCCAUCCUUCGCACCCCAUCCUCGCCAACCUACUCGAAAAAUAUCCUCGCGCCGCAUCAGGCCUGUUCCAAGCGUACAACGACAUCGUAUACACUCAACAAUGGCAAAACGUCCAAGUUGUCGACCUUGACAAGUGUGAGCGGGGUGCUAUCCAAGGGAAGAAAAAAGACACGGAUGCGGUGCUACAUGUGGUACCCUGCUCUCUAUCCGAGACAGUCUCUUUUGCCUGGCUACAAGCUGCAUUUUCGCAGCUGAACACGAAAGAGAUCUAUCUGGGCAUCACGUCGGAGGACGCAUCAAUUGUGUAUUACAAGAUUAGCCAAGGAAUCGUGAAGCCGCCGGUGUAA
Molecule: messenger RNA, 354 nt
Organism: Laccaria bicolor S238N-H82
Lineage: Eukaryota; Fungi; Basidiomycota; Agaricomycetes; Agaricales; Hydnangiaceae
Exons: 5
Coding region: 1-354 (117 amino acids)
Biological process (GO): tRNA splicing, via endonucleolytic cleavage and ligation
Molecular function (GO): nucleic acid binding
Source: RefSeq, a predicted model, not a curated record